UCCAGAAUAGAACUACAACUCCCAGAGUUCAGCGCGAUGCACAGCGUGAUCUAAGCGUGUAGAGAGGCCAUGGCGUAGUAUGUGACAGGCUAGCAACAGAAAAUCAUCUCCGGACAGACGCGUCUGCCCAUUGUUAUCUGCUGUCAGCGACGGCAGGGCGAGGAUAAGGAUGGGGUCCCGCAUAAGGGAGAGUCCAGUUUCCACUUUUGAGGUGUAUCUGGAAGUAGCCCAUCCAACCACACACAGCUCUGGUAAGUCUGUGAAGGCUGUGGGUACAGGGCCAGAGGUGCAAAGGCAAUUCCCUGAAGAUUACACAGACCAGGACACUCUUCAGACUGUGCCCAAGUUCUGCUUCCCUUUCAGCAUGGACAGCCUGACUGUCAACCAGGUUGGCCAGAACUUCACUUUUGUGUUGACUGACAUUGAAAGCAAACAGAGGUUUGGCUUCUGUCGUCUGUCCUCAGGUGCACACACCUGCUACUGCAUUCUCAGCUACCUGCCCUGGUUUGAAGUCUUCUACAAACUACUUAAUAUCCUUGCAGAUUACACUAUCAAAGGCCAGGAAAGCCAAUGGCAAGAGCUCCUGGUAUCGCUACAUGCACUUCCCAUCCCUGAGCCUGGGGUACCUGUUCAUCUUGGUGUGCAUUCCUUCUUUACUGUGCCUGACACAAGGGAACUCCCCAGCAUACCUGAGAAUAGAAACCUAACAGAGUACUUUGUAGCAGUAGAUGUCAAUAACAUGCUUCAUCUGUACGCUAGUAUGCUUUAUGAACGUCGAAUCCUCAUCUGCUGUAGCAAACUAAGCACUUUAACAGCUUGUGUCCAUGGGUCUGCAGCCAUGCUAUAUCCAAUGCACUGGCAACAUGUUUAUAUUCCUGUCCUGCCUCAACAUCUGUUAGACUACUGCUGUGCCCCAAUGCCUUACCUCAUUGGAGUACAUUCCAGCCUGAUGGAGAAAGUUCGAGGCAUGGCUCUGGAUGAUGUGGUGGUCCUGAAUGUGGACACAAAUACUCUGGAAACCCCCUAUGAUGAUCUUCAAAGUCUGCCCAAUGAUGUGGUUUCAUCUUUAAAAAGUCGUUUGAAGAAGGUUUCAACAACAACAGGGGAUGGUGUGGCUCGAGCCUUCCUCAAGAGUCAGGCGGCUCUGUUCGGCAGCUACAGAAAUGCUCUGCAGAUUGAAUCGGGUGAGCCGAUAACAUUCAAUGAGGAAACCUUUGUGAAUCAUCGUUCCAGUGCCAUGAGACAGUUCCUCCAGAAUGCCAUUCAGCUGCAGCUCUUCAAACAGUUCAUUGACGGCCGUCUGGACCUGUUGAACUCAGGAGAAGGAUUCAGUGAUAUCUUUGAGGAGGAGAUCAACAUGGGCGAGUAUGCAGGCAGUGACAAGACCUACCACCAGUGGCUGUUUACAGUGAAGAGAGGGGGUGGGGCUAUCUUCAACACAGUGAAGACCAAGGCAAACCCAGCCAUGAAGACCGUUUACAAGUUUGCCAAGGACCAUGCAAAAAUGCGUAUUAAGGAAGUCAAGAGCCGGCUAAAGCAGAAGGAGCAAGCAGAAAACGGCUUCUCUACAGGAGGGUCGGCGGUCAUUGAUGAUGACAACACAGCUGGGGUUACCUCCUCCACCAGUGCAAUCAGGAGGGAGGGGCCACUUCGAACCUGGGAUGACCACAGGCCAAUCACCGUGCACUUUGGACAGGCUCGGCCACCUAUGUUGUUGAAGAGACCAAGCAGCAAUGUGAGUCUGGAAAGCAGCGUUGACCACUCUAUCCGUCCUACUCGCCACUACACAGUCUUUCUCUCUGAGGAUUCAUCCGGAGACGAGCUCCAGUACGACGAUGACUCCAUCUCUGGGUUUCCUGACAGCUUUCUCUUCUCCGUCCCUUUUGAGUGGUCGCCUCUGCCACAGCCGUACCGCUCCCUGAAAGAGGUUGAGUUGAUAGAAGGGGAUGAUCCUAGUUUUGGAGCAGAGAGUCACACUGCCCCUCCCAGCCCGGUCAAUGAGAAGUUCUCCAAUGUCAAUCUGCUUGGCGAUAUCUUCGGCUGCCAGGACGAGCCUGACAGCCAACCAGUCACCUUGGCUAAAAGUCUCGAGGACCUGAGGACUCCCAAAGAUCCUGUUGAGUUACAAGCAAAGUUUACCUACCAGCGGAUGGACCUGAGUAUUGAUGAACACUCACGAACGCUUCCAGGCCUCAAGCUCUCCACCCCUUACAACAAGCUGUGGAGUAUAGGGCGAGAAGAAACAGCCUUGCCUGUUUGUGCGCCUCCUACCUGUGACAGACCUGCAUCUGUCCAACUUCCUGUGCAGACAGAGGCCCACUCUCCAAGCCGUGAAAGCUCUGGCAUGGGCCCUGACCCUUUGGAGCCUUCUACUCCCGGCAACAUCACCAUUCCACGUCCCCAUGGCAGAAAGACACCUGAACUUGGUACUGUCCUACAACCCCCUGUGGUUCAGUCCCGCACGAAAGCAGCAGGGACUGUCGAAGGGAGGACUAUAUCAGGGGGACAAGAGUUUAGGCAAGCCUUGAGCAUGACCACAGAUGGAGACCUUCUGAAGCCCACCAAGGUAGCCAAGGACAGUAUAGAUCUCAUAAGCCUUCUAGACCCCCUUAAAAGCUCAGCACAGACCAGUACCACAUCACUAAAUGACGGGGUAGAUAUUGGUAUGUCGUCCUCUUCCUCCAAACCAACGCUACCACCUAGGUCUUAUCCACAGGGCUUGCCUCCUUUCCCAGUGCAUCCUCACAUAUCACUAAAUCCUUUUGCCCAGUCUCUUCAGCACACCUCCCCUCAAAUGCAUUACUCACCAACUGUAAGCGGGAAUCCCUUCAGUGCAGUCUGUGGGCCUCCACCAGGCUCUUACUCACAUACUCCACCCCAGCCACAGUCCUUUUCCACACUACCAGGGCUUUACAGACAUCAUUCACCAAGCAGUUCAGCUCUGCCACCCAGCUAUGGACUGCUUCAGUCAGCCCUCCCCUCCUCAGUCACCUCCCUGCCUCACUCUUCUAUCAGCAAUCAUGCCCUUUCCAGCCUGGCAGACAUUUCUGUCCCCAGUACAACCAUGAACAUGCUGGCAAAGCCACUUCAUGCUGAGGGAGACAGCCAGAAGGCUCUGGAUCCUUUUGGCGACCUGCUGACUAUGGCCAAGCCAGCCACACCCCAAAAAAAGAAGGUGGAGGACCUUCGUCGGAGGUGGGAAACAUUCGACUAAAACCUGUGAAUAUGUAUUGAGGCAAACUUUCUUGUUGAAUUCUUUUCUGUUGAAUCAGGACCUUCCAUUGCAGUUACUGACACAUUAGCUCUAAUACACUCUGCUCCACUUAUGCAACUUACAAUCAUAGAGGACUAAUAGAUUAAACUGACAUUAAAACAUGCUGAAGAAUGCAGUGCUGUAAGAAUUUCUGCUUUUCCAAAAUGAUGAAUGAAUUUGUUUUGUAUGCAUUAUGAAACCAUGCCUAGAAGUAAAGAGUAGAUGACAACAUCUGUGGGUUCUGCCAUGUUGUAACUUCAGGUUAUGUCAAUGUAUGAAUGUAUAUUGUAUGUAUGAAUUGUAACAUUGUGGAUACCAGAGUAAGUAAAUACAACAUGUGGUAACUAGCUGAAAUUAGUUAGGAAACACUUGCUUACUUAAAUUAUUUCCCAUUCAAGCUAACAUUGAAGGAACUUUCAUUUCACAAGGAUCUGAUUUCCUUGAAUCAUACACGUCCUCAGCAGGAGGCACAAGUAAACCUCUCAUGUUAAUUGUUUAAGAUUGCUAAUCACUCAAGCUACAACCUGCUCUUCACUAUUUCAUGAAACUUGAGUGGUUUGAUAGCAGGAACGUGUAGCAUAUGGCACAGGUUGUAACAGUGUUCACACUCAGCAGGCAGUUGUUGUCAGAGGUGCACUCUGCUGUCACCCAUCUGAAAUAUCUUACUGUUACGUCACCAGGUGGCAGAUGCGGUGGUGACCAUUAUCUGUUUUAUAAUCCUUGAGAUUUUUAUUAUGUCAUAACCUCACUGUUGAUUAAAGCCAUGGUCAGCAGUUUUUGUGUUUGUGUACUAACAGAAGAGGGAUUCACAGGAAACUAUGCAUGUACUGGACAUAAUGCAAAACACAAUAAUGGAUCAUUAGUCCAGUUUUACUGUGGCAAAUGAUAUUGUUGUCUGUCUUCUUUGUUAAAUGAAUCCUCACAGCACACAGUCUGUUUGCCUACAUUGUAAAUGGAUGCAACAGCUGCUCUUCUGUUGAAUUUCCUAAAGAGUGGUUUCCCAACGUGUACUGUUACCUCCAGUGGUUGAUACAGGCAUCAUCUCAUACUGAGCCCCAGGCCCUGUAUUAUUAAAACGUACCUUUCAUCAUCCCUAGUAAACACAGGUGUCACUAAAUCAACCAGAUCUGAAGAAUUUUAUCUUUUUUUUGACCAAAACACAGUUUGUGAGUGGAACACUCAUGUAAUUUUAACAUCCCUUUUGUGAUUUAUGGUUUUUGUUCUAGACUGUAAUGAUGUGAUUUUCUUCUACUCUUGUAUGUUGUGCAUAUAGUGUUUAAACGUGCAAAUGAAUUAGAGAUGAUGUAUCAUUAACUGCAACAGAGGGUCCUUGUCCUGUAGGUAGGAAUGGUCAUGUGGUGGAAGGCCACAUGCACAUGCAGACACACUUCCUCCCCCUCACUACCAACAGCCCUGCUGAUGUCAAAUGACAAAAAUGGAAUGAAUAAAUGGAGAGUGUGGACUGUCUCAGCCGCGACAACACCUGGACUCAGUUCUUCCUGUCUAAGGAUUGUAGAAUUUGGAUAUUGUGUGUUAAAUUUUCCUGCCACUCUCCCAAGGAAAUCGCACACAAAGCCGGCCUUGCUUCAAGAUGUUCAGAUGCCAACAGCCUGUCACCACGCUAACUAAUUGUUAACAAAAUUCUUUGCACAGCACCUUCUCACAUCAUCUGUCUUUAAUGCCACCACAUAUGUGAAGUGCUCAGUAUAAAUCAGUGUAGAUUUGUGACUUAAAAAAUAGUACGCAGCAUUCCCUGAGAGAGGAUAUAUGUCACACUCACACAUAUGUCUUAGAGAUGUCAACUUCUAUGAUUAGCUUGUCUUAUUACUAGUACCUAGUCUGCUAUAGUCAAUUAACAUCCUAAUGGCAUUAUGGUACCAAUACAAAAUGUGUCCAUGCAUUUAAUUCACCUAUUGAUGUUUGUGGUCGCCUCAUGCACAGUGCUCUUUUUUGAUUUAUUUUAUAUUGUUUUUUUGACCUUCAUUAUUGACUUCUCUCACUGACCUGGGACAUGUCUCAUGCCUGCCAUUUUAAAAAGUAACAUUUAAAAAAAACCUACUAGCCUACUGUAAUGUCCCUAUAAUGAUUUUAAACAUUUCUGUCUAAUUAAAUACAUGGGGACUUUGAAAUACUUUAUUGUAUAUUCUGUUAUUUUAAAGGAUACUUUUGCCUAUUCUGCUGCUGAUUAUGCACUCUGUAUUUCCUUCUGUUGCUUUUGCCUUUGUCCAGCAUUACUCUGUGUUUGAUGACCGUGAUGGCCAAUGAGUUACAGGCUGCUUACACACUGUAAUGUCCAUUGUGCGUAGAGCAGAAAUAAUGGUUCUCGCAAUUUUGCCACCAGUUUCUAUUUCAACUCUUUGGACUUCAGCAACAGAAAAUGUGUAGCUGUUACACCCUGUCAGCCUUUAAUGCUUUCAGGUUAUCCUGGGGUGUCCAUGUGUGGUGAAUGCCAAAAAGUCCUAAUAGCUACAAAGUGCUGUACAGGUCUAAUUGCUGUUGUGUGUGUGUACAGAUGACACUAUAUUUAUUCUAAGACUGAUUAAAGAGUGAUAACUACCUACUACUGCACUUGCUUAGAUUACAAAUAUUUCAUCAUAACAUGUCAGCUUCACCUGAUUAAAAUCCCACAGCUGACUCUACACAGGACAUAUUCAUCACCCUGCUCCAUUUUUUCCUGUGAUGACAAUGCUGUCAUCAUCUGUCUGUUGGUCCAGAGACAGAUUUCUUGUUCAGUGCUCAUAUUCCUGCAACAUUUAAUAUAUUGUUCAUGGUUGCAGCAGGAGGAUUCCUGAUAUUUUAACUUGUAAACCUGUUUUUUCCUCCACACAACACUGGUCCAUGACACUAUACAUCAGGAACAUGGUCCUCUUGGGACUAUUAGUUUGUUGUUUUCGGGGGGUGAAUCUCAUGUUUUUGGUGACUGUCAGACUUUUUAGCACUAUCAUUCCACCAGAAUGUCCACUUAAAUAAAAGAAGUAUUAAAAUCAAUAUCAAGAUAUUAAAAUCUGCAACACUGUG
Molecule: messenger RNA, 6271 nt
Organism: Lates calcarifer (barramundi perch)
Lineage: Eukaryota; Metazoa; Chordata; Actinopteri; Centropomidae
Gene: dennd1a
Product: DENN/MADD domain containing 1A
Exons: 23
Coding region: 170-3214 (1014 amino acids)
Biological process (GO): endocytosis; endocytic recycling
Cellular component (GO): cytosol; clathrin-coated vesicle
Molecular function (GO): guanyl-nucleotide exchange factor activity; phosphatidylinositol phosphate binding
Source: RefSeq, a predicted model, not a curated record